Leptonychotes weddellii (Weddell seal) is the source of this 973-nucleotide messenger RNA. It is a transcript of the gene TNFRSF6B, whose product is annotated as TNF receptor superfamily member 6b. The record is from RefSeq and is a predicted model, not a curated record. NCBI's taxonomy places the organism in Eukaryota, Metazoa, Chordata, Mammalia, Carnivora, Phocidae. Gene Ontology annotation, molecular function: protein binding.
GGCGCGGCCGGCGCGCUCACCUACCCGUGGCGGGACGCGGAGACGCGGGAGUGGCUGCUGUGCAGCCAGUGCCCCCCAGGCACCUUCGUGCGGCGGCCCUGCGGCCGGGACACCCCCACGAUGUGCGGGGCGUGCCCUCCACGUCACUACACCCAGUUCUGGAACUACCUGGAGCGCUGUCGCUAUUGCAACGUCAUCUGCGGGGAGCGCGAGGAGGAGGCGCGGCCCUGCGAGGCCACCCACAACCGCGCCUGCCGCUGCCGCCCCGGCUUCUUCGCGCACGCCGGCUUCUGCCUGGAGCACGCCCCUUGCCCGCCCGGCACCGGCGUGGCCGUCCCCGGCACCCCCAGCCGGAACACGCAGUGCCAGCCGUGUCCCCCCGGCACCUUCUCGGCCAGCAGCUCCAGCUCCGAGCAGUGCCAGGCCCACCGCAACUGCACGGCCCUGGGCCUGGUCCUCAACGUGCCGGGCUCCUCCUCCCACGAUGCCCUGUGCACGAGCUGCACGGGCUUCCCGCUCAGCACCGCGGCGCCAGGGGGGCCAGGGGCUGAGGAGUGCGAGCGCGCCGUCAUUGACUUCGUGGCUUUCCAGGACAUAUCCUCCAAGAGGCUCCUGCGGCUGUGGCAGGCCUUGGCGGGCCCAGAGGCCCAAGGUCUGGUGGCGCCGAGGGAGGGCCGCGCGGACCUGCAGCGCAAGCUGCGGCAGCUGCUCGCGGAGCUCCGGGGCGCACAGGCUGGGGCGCUGGGGGCGCGGCUGCUGGGGGCGCUGCGGGAGGCCAGGCUGCCUGGGCUGGAGCGCAGUGUCCGCACACGCUUCUGGGUGCACUGAGCGCCCUGCCCCCCGUUUUUUCUGCUCCCAGCUUUGGCCCCACAUGGGCGUCACCCCCAUAGCACCAAAGUAACCUCAACUGACCGACUAGGCUCCUGUUGCACUAACAAAAGUUUAUUUUUUAUAAAGCCGUUUUGUAAAAUGG